Messenger RNA from Astyanax mexicanus (Mexican tetra), 2470 nucleotides. Its product is annotated as alpha-(1,3)-fucosyltransferase 4. Gene Ontology annotation, cellular component: membrane. The transcript has a single exon. Bases 685 to 2013 code for a protein of 442 amino acids. The record is from RefSeq and is a predicted model, not a curated record. Gene Ontology annotation, molecular function: alpha-(1->3)-fucosyltransferase activity. NCBI's taxonomy places the organism in Eukaryota, Metazoa, Chordata, Actinopteri, Characiformes, Acestrorhamphidae.
UAGGCUGCAGCUCGGGUGCUUCUGCCACGUUGAGGGUUUUGUAGAAGGGCAGUUUCAAGAGUAAACAGGCUGGAUUGAGUGGCUGGGCGGGGGGUUUUAGCUGAGCUCGGUCCACUAUGGUGGGGAGAGCCAUGCUACAAGUGCUGAGUAAUGGGGGGAAACAAGUUCUGCAGGUACUGAUAUUGCGGAGGACUGAAAAGAGGAGUGUAGGGUACCAGAGAGGUAGCGGAGAACCACAGAGCACGAGUGAUCGCUGUGCACAAAGGAUUGUGUGUGGACUUUUUCACAGAGCUUGGACAAGUAGCAGAGGAGGACUGUGCCGUUGCGGGUUUUAGAGGAAGAAGACUGCGGUGUUGUGGGUACUGAGGAAGCCACAGGAGGGGAAAGAACUGUGGGAUGGUUCCACAAGUUUGGGGCUUUUAAAGGUGCAGUUUAAGACUUUAAGACAAUGAGACUGGGGGAAUUCAAAGGAUCAAUGGGAAACAAAAGGACUGUACGCAGAAGCAACUCUGCAAGUAUGAAGUGUUUGAGGUAUUGAAUGAGACAGUAAAUGGACAAGGAUUGCAGACGUGCUACAAGGAUUGGGGUAUGAAUGAGGCAGUAAAUGCAGAACAACUUUUAGGCUGGUAAAGGUGCAAUAAACUAGGAGUUGCUGGCGAAUUUCAGAAGGCUGCGUUGGAAUAUAUGGCCAUUUUCUCUAUUUGCGUGAGCAACAGAGUGCGCCUGAAGCGACUGCGCAUCCUCGCGCUGAUUGUGCCUGCAUUCCUGUUGCUUGUGCUCGCCGUGCCGCAUGCUCUUGCACCAGCCACCUGGCUGAACUCAGACAUAGACUCAGAGUCAGACCUGGAUACACAUGUGACACUACUGCUUCUGUGGUGGGCGCCAUUCGGUAGCACACAAAAGCUUCCAGGCUCCUGUACAAGCUAUGGAGUACGUGGGUGUGUGCUUACGCUGGACAGGGAGGAGUAUGGGCAUGCCGAUGCAGUAAUCAUGCACCACCGUGACCUGGUUAAUGAACCGGAUGCGCUCCCGAAGCCCCCUCGUCCAGAAGGGCAGAAAUGGAUCUGGAUGAACUUUGAGUCGCCCUCACACUCACCGUGGCUAGAGGGUCUGGAUGGAGUUUUUAACCUGACCAUGUCCUACCGCUUGGGGUCUGACAUCUUUCUACCCUAUGGCUACCUCCAGCGCCGUCGCCACAGCAAUAGUGUCAACCCUCUGAACAGACAACAUGGCAAUGGCAAACAUCACCAACAUGCCAUUGAUAACCAUCUUCUGGUCAAUCGUAAUGGUAAUGGCAAUGGCGAUGCGAGAAAUGGAGUCCAUUCUUCGGUAGCUCGGCAUGGCAAUGACUUCAAGUCUCUGGUGGACCAUCAUAGCAUUAACAUCAACUAUCCAGUGGAUGAGGAAAAUGUCAAUGAUGGCAAUCUUUCUAGCAACAAUGGCUAUCCUGUGCCCUGGCGUAACAUCCGGUCAGUCCGCAGGCGACGAACACUGGUUGCCUGGGUGAUAAGCAACUGGAGUGAAGAGCAAGAAAGGGUACAGUUCUACUGGAGGCUUCGCCGUUACAUCAGAGUGGACAUAUACGGCCGCCGAGCGCUCAGCCUGAUUAAUGACAGCGUCUUCCAGACCAUCUCCGGCUACAAGUUCUACCUGGCAUUUGAAAACUCCAUCCACACGGACUACAUCACUGAGAAACUCUGGCGUAAUGCCCUGGAGUCCGGUGCAGUGCCCGUGGUUCUGGGACCACCACGGGAAAACUAUGAGCGCUUUCUGCCUCCAGACGCUUUCAUCCACGUCCACGACUUCAAAUCUCCACGAGCUCUCGCUGCCUAUCUCUUGUAUCUGGAUCGAAACCCAGCUCAGUAUCGCCGCUACCUGGCCUGGAGGCAUGACUACACCGUGCACGUGACCUCAUUCUGGGCGGAGCAUUACUGUGCUGCCUGCCGGGCUGUCCAAGCCAGUCGCAAGCAACGGAAAACAAUUAAACACCUAGGAUUCUGGUUCCAGUCUUGAUGGACAUGGGAAACUAUUAUUACUAUUAGGAGACAGACUCAGGAAUAUUAAGUUGCAAUUCGUUUUUGGGGAUAUCCUGCCCUUUUACACAGCUAAAGGUUAUAGAAAGGGAAAUUGUACUACUGUAUAAGUGCUGUAUCACAGUCUAACUCUAUUGGAACUGUAGUAAAUGGUAAUGACUUGUUAUGAUUCGAGCAAUCCAAGUGGGGUUUCUUGUGAAAUUGUGGUUCAUUAUUGAGAAAUGUACUGAACAUUCAAACCCACCAUGUAUCUUCUUAGUUGUAUAUGGAUAGUUGGUGAUGGUAAAAAAAAAAAAAAUACAACUCUGAAUAAAAAAUAUUUUGGGACAUUUUUUUUGUCGCACUAUGAAGGUACCACUCCACAGCUUUAAUCUUAAUCUAAAUUUAAUAAAGGGAGUUUUAGAGGUGCUUUUCCAUUCCAUCACCUCCACUGUGAA